Paralichthys olivaceus (Japanese flounder) is the source of this 1148-nucleotide messenger RNA. RefSeq names its product STING1 ER exit protein 1 (gene steep1). NCBI's taxonomy places the organism in Eukaryota, Metazoa, Chordata, Actinopteri, Pleuronectiformes, Paralichthyidae. Gene Ontology annotation, biological process: endoplasmic reticulum to Golgi vesicle-mediated transport; endoplasmic reticulum membrane organization. The record is from RefSeq and is a predicted model, not a curated record.
UGGAACCUUCACAUCAGGCGGAAGCAAAGGGAACAUUGUCGGAGCAGCGGAAGUGACGGACACAGGAAGCGUUGCUUCGGUGUUCGGGUCUGUUUGUUGAAGGUAAAUCGUGUUUUCGUCGUCAUGGCGUCUCAGUAGCAGCGUUUAACUCAACAAUACGCGUUUAAAACGAAAUCAAAAUGCCGAAGGUCGUGUCCAGAAGCGUCGUGUGCUCGGACACCAGAGACCGAGAGGAGUACGAUGACGGAGAGAAGCCGCUCCAUGUCUACUACUGCCUGUGUGGACAGAUGGUCCUGGUGCUGGACUGUCAGCUGGAGAAGCUUCCCAUGAGGCCCUGGGACCGAGCCCGGGUGAUCGACGCGGCCAAACAUGCCCACAAGUUCUGCAACGUGGAGGUGGACGAGACCGCGUACGUCAAGAGGGCCGAGGGCAUCGAGAGGCAGCGCCGCAAGAAGUGCGGCAAGUGCGGCCUGUUGCUCUUCUACCAGCACCAGGAGAAGAACAGCCCGGCCACCUUCAUCGUGGACGGGGCCGUGGUGAAGUUUGGGCAGGGCUUCGGCAACACCAGCGUGUACAGCCAGAAGCAGCCCGAGGCGCCCAAGAAGGUCCGCGUCAUGAUGACCAAGCGGACCAAAGACAUGGGCAAGUUCAGCUCCGUCACCGUGUCCACCAUCGACGAGGAGGAGGAGGAGAUCGAGGCCCGGGAGGUGGCCGACUCGUACGCCCAGAACGCCAAGGUGAUCGAGAAGCAGCUGGAGAGGAAGGGCAUGAGCAAGAGGAGGCUGCAGGAGCUGGCUGAGCUGGAGGCCAAGAAGGCGAAGAUGAAGGGGACACUCAUCGAUAAUCAGUUCAAGUAGAUGAGUCUCACUGAGGGAGGGACACACACACACACACACACAGUGACUGUUUACCUGUUUCCAUCACACACACUGAAGCACAGUGGAUCCUGCAGCUUCGACCUGAUCUGUUCAGUUGGUCUGGAGAACAGCACCUUUUAUUAUCUGGACACAUAGAAACAGGAUUGAUAAAGAGGCUGUUGCAUGUUGAGAUUUCGAUCUUGGAAAGAAGUUGUAGGCAUUACUUUAUUUUUUUUUUUAAAUGUUAUUUUGUACAAAAAUGUAAGAUCAAAUAAACCUGUUGGCAUAGUA